GAUGGGGUUCGAUGGUUUUUUCUUUGGCCGCCUGGAUUAUCAGGACAAGCGAAACCGGGAAAAUGAGCGGGAAAUGGAGCAAGUGUGGAGAGCCAGUGCGAACCUGCCUGAACCCAGCGCUGACCUAUUCACAGGUGUUCUUCCCAAUGGAUAUAACCCUCCCAGAAUGCUCUGCUGGGACAUGCUUUGCUCAGAUGAGCCCAUCAAAGACGACAAGAACCUGGAUGAGUACAACGUGGAUCAAAUCGUUUUUUACUUCAACCAGACUGCCUACAAGCAGGCAACACAUUACAGAACCAACCACAUCAUCAUGACCAUGGGCUCGGACUUCCACUUUCAAGAUGCAAACAUGUGGUACAAGAAUCUCGACAAGCUCAUCAAACAUGUGAAUGCUGCGCAAGAGACUGGGAGUAACGUCAAUGUGCUCUACUCGACCCCGUCGUGCUAUCUGUAUGAGUUAAACAGGGCUAACCUGACCUGGUCGGUGAAAUCUGAUGAUUUUUUCCCGUACGCGGACGGGCCCCAUCAGUUCUGGACAGGUUACUUCACCAGUCGGCCAGCUCUGAAACGCUACGAGAGGCUGAGUAACAAUUUCCUCCAGGUCUGUAACCAGCUAGAGGUGCUGGCAGCUGCUGAUUCUCGGAGCGGUCCGUACGGUGUCGGAGACAGCUCCGUACUGAGGAAGGCAAUGGCUGUGGCUCAGCAUCACGACGCUGUCUCUGGGACAGAGAAACAACACGUAGCCAAUGAUUAUGCCAAGAAGUUGGCCAGAGGCUGGGAACAGUGUGAGGUGCUGGUUAGUAACGCUCUGUCGAGUCUCAGUGGAAUGAAACAGAAUUUCAUUUUCUGUGACCAACUCAACAUCAGCGUCUGUCACGGAAUUGAAGAACUUAGCAAAUUUACAGUGACUCUGUACAACCCCUUGGCCAGAGCAGUGAGUGUGUACGUGAGAAUCCCGGUCAAUGGCACUGACUAUACAGUUCAUGACCCCAGAGCAGGUUUGGUACCAAACCAGGUUGUUGCUGUAUCGAACUUCACAAAGCUCCUGAGGAAAGACCGUGGCUAUGCGGUGAAUGAGCUGGUGUUCCAGACCAGGACUCUGGCACUGGGCUUUAGCACAUACAGUGUGACCAGGAAGCCGGACAGUCCUGUGCUCAGCAGAAUGACCAGGUCAUUGAGGAGACAUAAGCACCCGAGGAGGACAGGCCUGACCAUUGAAAAUCAGUACAUCCGAGUGACAUUUGACGCACACACUGGUCUCAUCAGUGGGAUUGAGAAUCUGCUCAAGAACCUUUCUCUACCCGUUACUCAGAGUUUCCACUGGUACACUGCCAGUACGGGUGAUAAGGUGAGCAGCCAACCUUCGGGAGCUUAUAUAUUCAGACCCAAACAGGAGCAACCAAUGGCCAAAAACGUGAAGACCUACACAGUCCAGACGGAUUUAUUUCAGGAAGUUUAUCAAAAUUUUUCAGCGUGGUGCUCCCAAGUUGUUCGGCUGUACAAAGACCAGCAGUUUGUUGAACUCGAGUGGACCGUGGGGCCAAUUCCAGAUGGUGAUGGAAUUGGCAAGGAAGUUAUCAGCCGCUUUGACACGUCGUUAAAAACCGAGGGCAUUUUCUACACGGAUUCCAACGGCAGAGAGAUCCUCACCCGGAGGAGAGAUUAUCGACCGACGUGGAAACUUGAACAAACGGAGCCUGUUGCUGGAAACUACUUCCCGGUGAACAGCCGGAUUUACAUGAAGGACAGCAAGAUGCAGUUGACUGUAUUGACUGAUCGAUCACAAGGAGGAAGCAGCAUCAAAGAUGGGUCCUUGGAGCUCAUGGUUCACCGGAGACUGCUCCGCGAUGAUAACCGAGGUGUCGGGGAAGCUCUGUCAGAGCCGGGUUACGACGGCAAAGGGCUGGUCGUACGAGGAAAGCACCUUGUCUUUCUCGACACAGUCAAUGCCUCUGCUGAACUCCACAGGCUACAGGCACAGGCAGAGUACAUGGCACCAUGGACAGUAAUGGCCCAGGGCACAGGGACAGCUUACAGCUCCCGGCCGAAACACAUUGCAGAGUUCUCGGCCCUGAAGGAGGAGUUACCCCCUAACGUCCAUCUCCUAACUCUGGCUCAGUGGGAUUCUCAAUCCUUCCUCAUCCGGCUGGAACACCAGUUUGAAAUGGGGGAAAGCAGUGUCUACUCCAAGCCCAUCACUGUGGAUCUGGCUAAUUUGUUUUCUACUUUCAAGAUCAUUUCUGUUGAGGAAAUGUCUCUGGGCUUCAACCAGCGGAAAGAGGACGUGUCUAGACUCAAAUGGAGAACUGGACCAGAGAAGGACAGUGUCAAGUCAGCUUCCAGCCGUAAGGAUAGCUCCAAGCACGAGGUGGUCCUCAAUCCAAUGGAGAUCCGCACAUUCCGUGUUCGCAUCCAGUACCUAUAACCGCCCUAUACUGGGAAGAGAGGGGAAUGUGGGAAUACUGUGGACCAACCAAUCAAGCACAUGGAAAGUCCAAAUCUGUCCACUGUGUGGUUUUCCCAGGGACAAUGUCAUUGUCAGGUUGGCGUCUGCUGCUGUUUUCAUACUUCACUCGAUGAUGCCUUAAUAUGACAGAUGACUUUAUCAUCAUCUUCUGUCUUCAUCCAAGCGCCCAGCCAUAUUUGGGAGUUUGUUCACUUUUUAAUACAUUUGACGGAUUAGGCUUCUAUCUACCAAUCAAUCAGACCUUGUUCCAUGAAAGAAAGUGAAGGAAACUGCCUGGAUUCCAAUGUAAUUAAAAACGCUUUCUUGUUCCCCCACCCUGUAACAUUGAUCAUGUGCCUGUACCCAGGUCCCAAUCCUGUAACUGAGAACAUCUCCACUUUAAUUGGUGACUCUUAAAAGCACCAGUGGAAAAGCUGCAAGCCUCCCAUUCAAUUAAAAAUCAGUUUAAAGAAAACCUCAUGAUUCAGCUAUGUAAGUGAGGGACAGUGCAAUAAGUUUCCAUACUACUGCUUUUGUGAAUGAUGUGUGAAUGGAAGUUUUUAAAAAUCCUUUUUAAUUAUGAUUAAAUUUGAAUUAUCAAUGCA
Molecule: messenger RNA, 3051 nt
Organism: Chiloscyllium plagiosum (whitespotted bambooshark)
Lineage: Eukaryota; Metazoa; Chordata; Chondrichthyes; Orectolobiformes; Hemiscylliidae
Source: RefSeq, a predicted model, not a curated record